GUCAUGAAUGGAGUGAUCCCAAAUUGGAACAAGCCCGUACACGAUUCGGCGGAGGAGCACUCGGAGCUCAUGUCGGUGGGUAUCACCUGCGAGAAUUCCGUAUCAACCACGAGCGUGAUCGUCUCAAGCGGAACUCCGGAAUGUUAAACAAAGCGACUGAACCAAUGCUUUUAUGGGUUGUUUGCUUCGGUUCUUAGGGUUGAUUGUUCGGAGACUUGGUUUUGUUAUAGUAGCAUGGGUGGUGUCUAGAUUUGGGUGUGUCUAUACGUGGCUAGUUGUCGAUGAAUGUCGGGAUGGAUUUGAGCGGCCUGGUUGCAGAAGAAUAUUGAGAGUGAGGGAUGGUUUGAGCGGGGCCUGGUUGUAGAGGAACAGUGCGUAAGGAGCGAUGGCAAAAUGGAUUAAGUUGAGCAACAGGGGCUGCGAUAAUUUGUUGCUGCUUGUUGUAGUGCUCCUAGUGGUCUCAUCUCAUGGAGUGCUCAGUCUCCAGGAUAAGAAAUGCGACUCCGAUUACUGCCUCGGAUGUGAAUCUAGUGUGCCGUGCGUCGACGCCACUCGUCUGGCGAAAGAUGUGCGGAAGUUGCCUGACGAGGGGGAGCUGUCGGGUCCGUCCCUGGAUCAGCCGCAUCGGAUUGCCUUCCUAUUCAUUUCGGGAGGUCCGGUGCCUUUCGAGACUCUCUGGAGACGCUUCUUCGCGUUGCAGAAUAAGAAUCGGUACUCUCUCUAUGUAUACGUGGGUUCUAGCGACUAUACAUUCCCCAGCGAUUCGUUGUUCUUCAACAGCGAGGUUCGCAGUCACAGUGCUCCCGGGAAUGUAGGCCUCGCUUUCCGAUGGACACUGGCGGUUGCUCUUCUCGACCAGAACCGCCGCAACACCUGGUUUGUUAACGUUUGCGGGGCCUCCGUCCCACUUCGGAGCUUCAACCAGACUUAUGAUUAUCUCACCAGCAGCCGCCACAGCUUCGUCCAAUCGUUCUCUCCUAUCCGGGGAUUUAGAUUCUGGGACACCCAACCGCAAUUCGACCAGAGUGAGAUUCGGAAAGGCGAGAUUUGGAUGGCGCUGCGACGGAAGCACGCCACUAUAAUCGUCAAGGACCGUGAGACCUUCAUCAAGUUCGCUUCAAAUGCUCGUGAACCUGAGCAUGUUUUCGAGGAUGAGUACUUGCAGACACUGUUGAACUUGCGAGAUCCGAGCGGAAUCACCAACCGCACCGUUAUGUUCGCGGAUUACAGUAACACAGGUGUGUUGCCGAGGGUGUUCCACACGGGCGAUAGUUAUAAUAUGCAGCAAUUCCUGCACGAGAUGGUGACCAUGACGGUCGAUACAACGUAUGGCCUGCAACACUUAAUCGCUGUCGACAACCGUCCUGUGCCCUGCGAGCUCAACGGCAACCCUGGCGUCGUAUGUUUCCUGUUCGGCAGGGUCUUUCACGAGAAUUCCUUGCCUAUGUUGAUAGGGUUGCAGAUUCCCAACAUAUAAUCUCGAUUAGAUCUACGCGUCUGUCGGUACGUCUCGAGGAGCUGGACGACCAUGGCCGAUAAACUAAGAGCAAGAGUGGGUAUGUUACAGAUAUCUGCACAAGUACCGAGGAACGUACAACCAUCCUAUUCAUUAUUUUUUUCUCGGUCAUGAACUUCUCCUGUAGAGGAUUCUCUUCUCUGUGCCUGAUUGCUUCUAUCUCAAGCUUCGGAGGCAAGUAGGCCUAGUAGAAUCUGAUUCCUUUUGCAAGGUGUGACAUGAUUGAUCUAGAUUUCAUUAAACAACAGUUGCAGUGGCGUGUCAUUACAUGAUUGAAAUAGUGCAUAACGGCUGGCUCAACAUUGUGGACUCUGCCCUCUAUCUCCUCAGAAUUUUAUCACAAGGGUGUCUUGGAAGUUCUGCAGGUUUUCUAUUUUUAUAGAAGUUAAAAAAAAAAAUUUAGUGGAUGGAAUUGUCUGCAAACACAAUUUUUUUAAAAUUUAUAUUUAUUUUUUAAAAUUAUUAAUUUUUUAUUUUUA
Molecule: messenger RNA, 1995 nt
Organism: Physcomitrium patens
Lineage: Eukaryota; Viridiplantae; Streptophyta; Bryopsida; Funariales; Funariaceae
Product: glycosyltransferase BC10
Cellular component (GO): membrane
Molecular function (GO): glycosyltransferase activity
Source: RefSeq, a predicted model, not a curated record